This is a messenger RNA of Sciurus carolinensis (gray squirrel), 1009 nucleotides long. It is a transcript of the gene Ifi30, whose product is annotated as IFI30 lysosomal thiol reductase. The transcript has 7 exons. Gene Ontology annotation, molecular function: oxidoreductase activity, acting on a sulfur group of donors, disulfide as acceptor. Lineage: Eukaryota; Metazoa; Chordata; Mammalia; Rodentia; Sciuridae. The record is from RefSeq and is a predicted model, not a curated record. Gene Ontology annotation, cellular component: lysosome. The coding region runs from base 54 to 800 and encodes 248 amino acids.
GCCUCCUUCCCCGGGGCCGCCACUCGAGCCGUCGCGCCUUUGCCCCUGCCGGUAUGGCCCUGUCGCCACUCCCGCCGCUGCUACCACCGCUGCUGCUGCUGCUGCUGCUGCUGGAGGUCCCCGCUGUGGCGCGGGCGUCCUCGUUGGAAACGUCCUACCAGAGGGCAGCCACCUGCAAGGUCCAGGACCUGUGCCUGCGGCAGCCCCUCAGGAAGUCCUCGGAGCCGCUGGUGAACGUAAGCCUCUACUACGAGUCCCUGUGCGGUGGCUGCAGGUACUUCUUGGUCAGAGAUCUCUUCCCAACGUGGCUGAUGGUCAUGGAGAUCCUCAAUGUCACCCUGGUGCCCUACGGAAACGCUCAGGAGCGGAACGUCAGCGGCACGUGGGAGUUCACGUGCCAACACGGGGAGCAGGAGUGCAGGCUGAACAAGGUGGAGGCCUGCCUGCUGGACAAGCUGGAGCCCGACGUCGCCUUCAUCACCAUCGUCUGUCUGGAGGAGCUGGACGAAAUGGAAAAAAAUCUGAAGCCGUGCCUGGAGCUCUAUGCCCCAGAAGUGUCCCCAGAGAGCAUCCUGGACUGUGCCUUGGGGGAGCGGGGCACCCAGCUCAUGCACGCCAACGCUCAGCGGACCAACGCGCUGCAGCCGCCCCACCAGUACGUGCCCUGGGUCGUCGUCAACGAGAAGCCGCUGAAGGACCCCAGCCAGCUGCUGAGCCUCGUCUGCCAUCUGUACCAGGGUGAGAAGCCAGAUGUCUGCUCAUCCGUGGCUGCUGCCCCCCGGGAGGUCUGCUACAAGUGACAGUCAGGUCCAGGAGGGAGCAGGCAGGAAGGCCAGAGCCAGCCGCCACGCUUCUCCAGAUCCUCAGCCCUCAGCGGACAGGACCCCCCACCUGCAUAACUUCUCACAUUCCACAAAGCCCAGACCCCAAAUUCCAGCCCAUGACCCAGAACUUUGCCUCACUGAGAAAGGUGCGAAAUUGAAAUUCAUUUAAUAAAUAAUAAAUUCUG